Messenger RNA from Gasterosteus aculeatus aculeatus (three-spined stickleback), 2024 nucleotides. RefSeq names its product ribonuclease H2, subunit A (gene rnaseh2a). Lineage: Eukaryota; Metazoa; Chordata; Actinopteri; Perciformes; Gasterosteidae. The record is from RefSeq and is a predicted model, not a curated record. Gene Ontology annotation, cellular component: ribonuclease H2 complex. Gene Ontology annotation, molecular function: RNA binding; RNA-DNA hybrid ribonuclease activity. Gene Ontology annotation, biological process: DNA replication, removal of RNA primer; mismatch repair.
GCCCGUGACGUCAUUCCAGAGGCGCCAAAUCCGCGAGAGACAAAACACAACACGACAGAGAGUUUUGUCACCGUCUAUGUAUAAAUUCGCUUUGUGCACAGCUGUGGGGUUUUUGUGCCACAUUAAGAGUUUCUUGCGAUAGCGUCAACUAUUAGUUUAGACAGAAAGCACUUGCGUAUUCUGGUAAUUAAGCCUGCUGGUAUGGACCUCAGCCCCUUUGAGACGGACAACUCGCUCAGCUGCAGACUGACCUCCGAGAUCCCGGAUGUGUGCCGGACUGAGGACUGCUGUCUGGGCAUUGACGAGGCAGGAAGGGGGCCCGUGCUGGGCCCCAUGGUGUAUGGAAUAUGUUUCUGUCCGGUGUCCAAAAAGCAGGAGCUGAAAGAAUCAAAAGUGGCAGAUUCAAAGACUCUAACAGAGGCAGAAAGAGAGAAUCUCUUCCAAAAACUGGAUGAAGCCAGAAGUUAUGUCGGCUGGGCUCUUCAGAUUCUCUCACCAAACACCAUCUCCACCAGCAUGUUGCAGAGGACGAAAUACAACCUGAACGCCCUUUCACAUGACACGGCUAUUGGUCUGGUCCAGUAUGCCUUGGACAGUGGAGUACAGCUCAAAGAGGUAUUUGUGGACACAGUCGGCCCAGCGGAGAAGUACGAGGAGAAGCUCUCAAAGCUCUUCCCAGGUAUCGAUGUGACCGUGAGGCCAAAGGCCGACUCCCUCUUUCCCGUCGUCAGUGCCGCCAGUAUAUGUGCGAAGGUGGCCAGGGAUCGCAUUGUCAAGGGCUGGGCCUUCACUGAGGACCUGGGAGAGGUGGACACAGACUACGGCUCCGGAUACCCUAAUGAUCCCAAGACUAAAGCGUGGUUGCUGAAGUACCUGGACCCAGUGUUCGGUUACCCUCAGUUUGUUCGAUUUAGCUGGAGCACUGCCCGAACCCUGAUGGACAGCAAGGGGGUGACAGUCCACUGGGAGGACGAUGACGAGGACGGGGAGAAGUCGGCCCAGCGACAGAACAACAAGUCCAUGUUGGCUUACUUCAGUGCUGGAGGUAACGAGCAAAAACCGGCCCAGCAGACGCACCGCUUCUUCAGCGAGCGCAGGCUGAAGAGCCUCGCCGCGCUCUGAAGACUAAACGACAGUGGACAUCACAAUCGGGAGCUUUGAGACAUGAAACUCUCCAGACAUUCUGUGUUGGUGUCACCUUUGCAGAUGUUUAUUGGUUCUGUUUGUACCAUUUUAUUUUUUUCUUCAAACUUUAUAAAACUCUCUUUUUGGUAAGAGCGCUGGUCUUAAAGUUCUAAACAACACGUGAAGCAAAAAGGCAUUGUUGUGGAAGCAGUUGCACUCUUCAAUGCUAAUACUGCCCUCUAGUGGCGUCACAGUAAAACACAACAGGGUUUGAAAAGGCUCUUAAACACUUUGAUUACGUCAUGGAUCUAAACACGACGUUAUGUGUUGUCUUACAUUAACGGAUGCAAAAGUAUUAUUAGAAUUAUGACAAAGUGUAGAAUGAAAACCACCCAGGACAGCUGGUUCUAUCGACACUGACAUGGCUGCACAUGGACCGCAGCUCAUAUUGUGUGUGUAGCAUCAAAGACAAGGAGUACAAACAUGCAUUACUUACAUUUUUGGUUUUUGUCAUUUAACAGAAGAAGUGACUAAAGAGAUCGUAGUGAUUAUAACUGAAAACACAUCAGUCAACAUUUACCGGCAAGCACCAAAACAAUGAGUUAUGUUUUUCUAACAGAGCCCUUCCCUCACUAAGAUAAGUCGUGCAGGGAAGUCUAGCUUUAGUGUUAACCAACGAGUAGAGUUUUUUUUCAUUAUAUUCUGUCAACACGAUAGACAGAACUUCAAUAUCUCAUGUCUCUGAACCGCCGGCACCAGACAUCCUUAAAUUAUCUUAUUUUCUAUUAUUUACAGCUUCUUAGCUGUUGCGUAGUGUUUAACACUACGAGUAUGACGGUAUCACUGCACGCGGUUCCCUGUGUAAACGCAGUAUAGUCCGGUGAGCACCGUCUCCUCAG